Colletotrichum acutatum is the source of this 2277-nucleotide messenger RNA. RefSeq lists its product as uncharacterized. The annotation marks the transcript as partial. The record is from RefSeq and is a predicted model, not a curated record. Lineage: Eukaryota; Fungi; Ascomycota; Sordariomycetes; Glomerellales; Glomerellaceae. The transcript has 2 exons.
AAGCAGCCCCUUGUCGAAUUGAUCAAGCUGCCUCCUCCGGCCAAGCUGCCCGGAAGCAACUACAAUUUGGAGCUCAUGCUCAGUGGAACCAACAAAGGAGGCUCCAUUGCGUCCUCUCGCCGCUCAUACAUGCGCUCUCCUGAACUGGAUUUCAUUCCUGAUCCCACCGAGGUCGAAUAUGUGUCGGACCACGAGGAUCAAAUCGAAGCACCCAGAAGAAAUGGUCCCUGGAGCAGACUCAGCCGACGCCGCUCUAACAACAGCAGCAAGCGGUCUGACAGUCCCGACAGUGACAAGCGGGUAUCGAUUAUCAGCAUUCAGAGGCCCUCUUGCAAUCCCGCUGCUACGGAGAUAGAUGGGUCCCCGCAGUACGACCAGGCUGCUUAUACUUACUCUGUGAGGCAGAACAACAUGAGACGCAUUCAAGCCGACCUCGAGAGCGAGCACAGUUCGCGAUCUGUCACGCCUGGAAGUAAGAGAUUCCGUGGGUUGGAGACAGUAGUGGAGGUUUCUGGUGAUCACCAAAGCGAGCGUCAGAGCGGACCGCGACCGCGGAGCGGAAUAGAGGUGGAGAUUCCCACCGAUGUUUCUGUGGUUGAUAUCACGUCUUUGCCGCACCCGCCGCCGGCUGCCAAGCUUUCGAACGAAGGUGUUAAGGUUCAUCCUAUCGAUAUCACCACUGGAGACCGCCGGCGCAGCAGCUGCCCAAAGCCUGAUACCUCCACGAAGGUCACGGCAACAAAUCUUGUUCUUCGAGAGCGAGGGUCACUCCCUGAAAUGCCUCCCCCCGCCCCAGUUCUCCCUGCUCGCCAGAGUCGCGCCGAUCAGGAUGACGAGUCUUUCAGAACUUGGAGACUUUCCCAGUGUAUCCCCCAAGGCGAAAGUCAAACGGCCCCCUCUCUUCAACCUCAGGAUAUCCCCCUCCCACUGGACGACGAGAGCACAGCUGCCUUUGACGACAAGGAGGCUUCUGAGGCCCAGUCUCAAGAUGAUUCUUCCAGCAACAGCGCAACUCUUUGCAACACGGAGAAGCCCGACGGCAAGCUCGCAGCCGAGUCCGUCGGCACAUCCCAGCUUCCCCGCACCUCGGAAUCUGCACAGUUCCAGGAUGGUAGUGGCUGGGAGACCUGGCUGCUCGCCGAGAAGCUCACGUCUCAGGAGGAUUCCGUCACAGCUCAGGAUUUGAAUGGCAAGGAGAAAUCUGCAACUACAGUGCUUAUUCGCAGCUCUGCUACCGAAGCUGGCGAUGAGAAAGGAACAAACCGUCAGCUCUCGAGCCUCAUCGGCUUUCCCCUCCAACAGGUUUCUGGUCACAAGUCGUACGCUGACUUGCCUUUGAAAGACAACUUGGAGGUAAACACUACUUUGAUUGGUAGAACGCCCUUGCUAGUGAAUGAGCCAUCGCACUAUCCGUCAUCUUCUGUAUACUCGUCUAUGCAGAACACACGCAACGCCUCGCCAUCAGGCUUCAAGGAUGUCAGUGGUGACGACGAUCGCAACAGCCUUGCCGAGAGUCUUAUUGAUCUCGACCUCGCCAACUUUGACUUGUACAACCUCAAGGAGCAGCGUUCUGAUAAGAGUUAUCGUACCGCCCUAGACAAGAACCCCGACUCUGACACGGCUGUACCUUCUAUCAUCCUAUCAGGCCAGGAAGGAUCUGGCGCAGAUGAAAUUCGAUUCCAGACUGAGAACCAUCACAACUACGGCACCAUGCAGAACGUCUCUGCCCCGAAGAGCGAGAAGCCUGGUUCACUUGGUGGUAUUGAAGGCAUGUCUGGUGAAUCCCAGAUCGACAUGCCUAGCGACGGCAAUGCACCGUCGCGGAAGUCUUCAUUCCUUCAAUUUCUGGGCAUUCGUAGAAGCUCGAGUACCAAGGAUCGACAGCAGUUGCAUAGUCAGUCUUCCACGGAGCCCGCACAGUUGAGCUCCUCGUCGGUAGCGAACCAGAUGUUCAAGCCACGGGAGAACACUGAACGGCUUUCGAGUCACAGCAUCACUUCUUCGACCCAGAAUGUCCUGAGCGAUGCCGCAUUCACUGCACCCAAACUCACUGAAAGCGCCACCGUGGUCUGGCAGCGAGCUUUCAAAGUUGAGCACGCCCAACGCGAGACCAAGUCCACUACAGAUUCCAAGAAGUCUGCCAUGGAUAAGGCCAGCAUGGGAACGAUCUCAGUCGAUGCCAACCAACUCUCUCACCAUACAGAGCGAGACGCAGCUGGAUUCUGUUACGAAGAAGUCAAAGCGCAGGAUUUCAUCACAACACGAAACGCCAGCCAG